Clunio marinus is the source of this 363-nucleotide messenger RNA. Lineage: Eukaryota; Metazoa; Arthropoda; Insecta; Diptera; Chironomidae. The record is from the annotation of a GenBank genome assembly.
AUGUUUAGUAGCGUGUUGAAGCGUGCCGCAACGACCAGAACAAAAAGAUUUAUCAUAAAUAUCCUUCUUAAACAUGUACGAGAAAAAUUUGUUAGAUUUUUUGUAUUCUUUUUCUUUGAAAAUAUAUCAUUUGGGUCUUGUAAGUUCGUAUUUCCAAGGCUUCCAGAUUUCUCGUCCGAUGAGUUAUGUUUUUGCGAAGAAGCAGCAGUCGAAGCAGCCUAUGAAAGCAUACAAACAGUUUAUAGAGAUAUUUCCACUGACGGAGAAAAUUCAGAUCAUUUUUCAUUCUACUACUUAAAGGAGAAAGCCCCGGAUAGCAGAAAAGCAAGCAUGCAUACACACAAAAAAAAGUUGUUAAAGUAA